Messenger RNA from Doryrhamphus excisus (bluestripe pipefish), 1910 nucleotides. RefSeq names its product ssu-2 homolog, related sequence 1 (gene ssuh2rs1). The record is from RefSeq and is a predicted model, not a curated record. Lineage: Eukaryota; Metazoa; Chordata; Actinopteri; Syngnathiformes; Syngnathidae.
UACAUUACAUUGAAAACCAACACCACAAUCCAAACAUUAGAAUACAAUAUAGUGGCUUUGCGUUGCUGUUCGUUUUAACCAGCCUAUAGACUCAAACAUUAACAACUACCUUCCCACUUUCACUUCUGUUUACUGCGCUGCCAGAUGUUUGCGCACUUCCUGAACACCCAUUUUUUUUAUAGGAGGGGGUCCUUUUUGGGAAAAUUGACGACAAAUCUUGCCCUGUGAAUUCCUUAGAUGUUGUCCUUAGGUGACUCUUAGAACAACCGUGGACGUUUUAGCUGACAUUGGAGUGCCAUAAAAGAUGGACUAUCGGCCUUUCAGAAACGAUGUGGGAGGAAGUCACGGCAUCGCUAAUCCGGGUUACUUCACAGCAGCCGAGGGCCCUCCUGCAAUGUUCGCCCCACCCAUGGCUGACGCUUCUGGUCCUAGUGCUCCACCAGCCGGCAUGUUCGACAGCAUGCCGGGAUACGAAGGCACUGUGGCUGGGGGAGGAGGAUUUCUGCCUCCUCCGAUGCCUGCGCAUCCUACUCCCCAACCUCAACCUGGACCUGAGCAACCGCAGUGGAAUAUUCCAUCCAUAAGUGAGAGUACAGCGCGGGAAGCUUUUGCUCUGUGGGCCUCCAGCAAGUGUUGUUACAGUUCAGCACCAGCAAAAGAUGGCGUGAUCACCGGCAUGGAGGCUUUUAAUACCUACAGGUAUCGCUUGGAAACCUUCACUGAGUCGAGAUCUACUGAGUGGAGUCACGAGCCAUACAAUGGACAACCAGUGGAUGCAUACGCCCAACCCCCUCCAGGGCCGUGGGAUAUUGCUGCUGCAUCACCCAGUUAUUUUGUGAAUGGCAAACAAAUCAUCAAAGUUCCCAACACUUCAUCUAUGAAGAGCUGCCAUGUUUGUGUUGGAAUGGGGAGAAAACCUUGCAAAGACUGUGCUGGGGCUGGCAAUAAAGUUUGUUGGGUGUGCAAUGGAGCUGGCUUCCGUCAUGGAGAUGAGCGAUGCAAUCACUGCUUCGGCAGAGGAAGGGAAAACUGCCACCACUGCCAGGGGCAAGGAUCCACGCAAUGUCCCACAUGUCAGGGAAAACAGCAGCUUUUGGUCUACAUCAACCUGACUAUAAAAUGGACAAACAACAGUGAUGACUAUGUUGUGGAGCAGUCCAGUGGCCUAAAGGUGGAUAACCUCAGCGAAGUGUCUGGGAAGGAGCUUUUCAGGGAUGCUCAGUACUUGGUGUACCCAGUGAUGGGCUUCCCGGACCCUGCCGUGGUAAAUGCUGCACAGCGUUUAGUCAGUGAACACCAGGGCAGGUUCUCCCGCACUUCUCGCAUUCUGCAACAGCGUCAAACCAUUGAGCUGAUUCCUGUGACCAAGGUUACCUACUCAUGGAAAGGGAAAACCAACCUUUACUUUGUUUACGGCAAUGAAUUCAAAGUCAGUGCUGAGAACUACCCUGCGACCUGUUGCUGUACUGUGAUGUAACCGCAGUUGCUGCAAUGUAAUUCAUUCCGUGUGCCUUCUUUAAGCGCAGGAGCAACUCGUAACAUCCUUUAAUUUGACAUUCUAUGCAGUUAAUAUACGCCACUUAUGUGUCUUCUGUAAAUUCACGACCGUCCUGACAAUUUUUGUUUACCUAAUGCAUGCUGCCCAACACAAUAAUUGCCUGGAAAAUGAUGAAAUGUAAACUUAUUCAUUGUACUGUAUAUUGAAAUUUCUUUGCUCGUUCAUUUUUCUAAAAUGUUUUUCUAAAACACUGCAACACGUGUUUGAUUUCUGUUUUGAUAAUCUUUCCAAAAGAAUGUUUUGUAACAUGAUAUGGCACAUGUUUUGUAUACUUGUUUAAGACGUAUAUGCUUUUGCAUGAAAUACAAAAAAAUAAUAAUCUGCAUUCAUUGAAUAAUUCGAAUAAAGUGUU